CUUUCUUCCUCUCUUCUACCUUCAACCUGUGACUUGUCACCACCGUCAGCAUUCUUACCUACAGCUCACCGCUCCAGGUCUUGCCGGAUUUCGUUGAGUUCCCUGCUACUUCACUGUUGCAGCCUCACCGGCCCAGUCAUUCGCUCACUUCACAUUCAUUCACUCACUCGACCACCCAAGGUCUUAAAAUCGUCACUCUUUCCCCCCAUCAUCAGCCUCUCCCUGACCUGCGUCAUUCUCUUCGCAAGGAACGCAACGCUCUCCACAGCAAAUCUUCCUUCUCAUCCCUUUGGAGGUCCCUUUUACAGAGUGUAGUCCUUCGUUCAGACAACCUCCCACGUACACACAUCUCUUCCAACUCUCUCACACUCUUUUUGAUUUGUCUGUCUGCCAACGAUCAACUUGUCCUACCUAAUCUAUAAUACCAAACCACACACCACCCAAACAAAACAAGAUGAAGUUCACUAUCUCGGCUGCCGCCCUCCUGGCCUUUGUCAGCUCUGCCCUCGCACAGGCGACGGAGGGCUUCGAUGCCAUCACCUCCCCGACCGAAGACGAGGUCCUCACCGCGGGCACGACCUUCACCAUCACCUGGGAUCCUACUGCUGCGUAUGAUGAUGAGACCGUGAGCAUCAUCCUCCUGCAGGGUGCGACACAGGGAACCCUUGAGCUCGGUCCCACCGUUGCUUCAAGCAUCGACAGCUCCCUCGGCACAUACUCGUGGACCGUAGACAGCUCCAACGUCGGCUAUGCGCUUACUCUUUCCCCUUCCAAAUCGAAGGCUCCACCAGCUCCACCAGCUCCAGCAUCCCCGUGA
Messenger RNA from Cryphonectria parasitica EP155, 817 nucleotides. RefSeq lists its product as uncharacterized. The record is from RefSeq and is a predicted model, not a curated record. The transcript has 3 exons. NCBI's taxonomy places the organism in Eukaryota, Fungi, Ascomycota, Sordariomycetes, Diaporthales, Cryphonectriaceae. The coding region runs from base 455 to 817 and encodes 120 amino acids.